Spodoptera littoralis (African cotton leafworm) is the source of this 2325-nucleotide messenger RNA. Lineage: Eukaryota; Metazoa; Arthropoda; Insecta; Lepidoptera; Noctuidae. The record is from the annotation of a GenBank genome assembly.
AUGGCCGACUGGGAUGAACAAUGCUAUUUGACACUAAAUAAAGGAUAUGUACAGAAUCAGUUGAGGCAGUUCCUUAAGAUGUAUAAGUCUGGGUUAAUAUUUCGGGCAUUAAAACCUGUUUAUUGGUCGCCUUCUUCCAAAACAGCUUUAGCAGAAGCAGAGUUAGAAUAUGAUCCUCAGUUCAAAAGCAAAGAAGUGUAUGUGAGAUUUCCACUGGAAAAUGUAUCUAACAUAGUCAAAAAUGCUGCUAAAGGCAAGAACAUCUCAGCCAUAAUCUGGACGACCACACCUUGGACGCUAGUGGCAAACCGCGCGAUCUGCUACAAUCCUCAGAUGAAGUACAGCAUUGUGUCUCUCGGUGGAAGACCAGACCUAUUCCUAGUUGCCAGUGGGCUGGUCCAGCAGUUACAGGAGGUUCUGAAGGUGGAAAUUAAUGUGGUUGCCGAGUUUGAUGGGCAAAACCUACAAGGUACAACCUACCAUAACAAGCUAGUGAACCAAUCAUUACCGUUCCUGGAGGGGGACCACGUGACCGACGUGAAAGGGACAGGGCUAGUACACACUGCGCCGGCGCACGGACCGGAAGACUUCCUUGUCGCUUUGAAGAAUAAUAUGACUGUGGAAUGCAACGUAGACGAAUCAGGUCGUUACACCAACUUAGACCAAGAGUUAAAUGGUCUACCAGUGUUAUCUGAAGGUCAGGAGCUGGUGAUUACCAGACUGGGUGAUGACGUCAUGCAUAGAGAUGUGUUUGUCCACUCGUAUCCCCUAGACUGGAGGACGAAGAAGCCGGUCAUCAUCAGAGCUAGCCAGCAGUGGUUCAUCGAUACUGCCGCGUUGAAGGAUAAAGCUUUGGCAGCUCUUGAAAAAGUAGAAAUCCUCCCACCGUCCAGCAGUGACCAGUACCGGCAGGGAUUCAGAGCCCAGCUGGAGAAGAGACCGUACUGGUGUAUAUCCCGGCAGAGGGCGUGGGGGGUGCCUAUACCUGCACUGUAUAAUCGGGAUAGUGUUCUCGUGGAUGAACGCAUCAUAGACAAGCUCUGCACUAUGAUAGAGUCGCGCGGCGCUGACGUGUGGUGGACUUGUGACGUCACUGAGUUACUGCCCGAUGACGUCAUUAACGACCAUAAGUUGGAUGCCCACGAUGUUAGUAAAGGAAAGGACAUAAUGGACAUAUGGCUGGACUCCGGUCUAUCAUGGAGCACCCUGCAUGGUCGCACCGCGCGGUUAUACUCUGAGGGAGUGGACCAGUUGACUGGAUGGUUCCAAGCGUCUCUGCUUACCUCGCUAGCGUUGACUGGGGAGGCGCCUUAUAAGUCAAUAUUCGUCCACGGCUUUGUAGUAGACGACAAGAAGCGCAAGAUGUCGAAGUCUAUUGGCAACGUGAUAGACCCCAUAACGAUCAUUCAAGGCGGGAAGGGGUCUAACCAACCGGCCUAUGGCAUUGAUACUCUUCGAUGGUGGGUAGCAAGCCAUUCAACGCAGCAUUCCCAAAUCGUAGUCAGUAAAAAACUCCUAGACGAUUGUCAAGCAGAACUAAUCAGAAUAAGAAACAUUAUGAAAUACCUCCUAGGCGUAGUUUCGGACGUUCAAAAAGAGGAUUUUUCGAAAAUCCCAACACUUAACUAUUUCGAUAGCUAUAUGGUCAAAGAAUCAAAUAUAUUUGUGAACCAAAUAAAUGAUCAUUAUAAUAAUUUUCGAUAUAACCAUGUAGCACAGAGUAUACUACAUUUUAUAAGCAACAAAGUCUCGGCUUUGUAUUGCCACUGCAUAAAAGAUAGGUUAUAUUGCUCCCAAAAAUAUUCCAACGAACGCCUCUCAGCGCAAUUAGUAGUACACACGAUUCUAGUCUCUCUAUGCAAAGCUAUAGGACCUAUUUUGCCGCAUCUUAUUGAAGAAGUCUGGCAAUAUCAUCCUUUGUAUAAAAAACCUUUUUAUUUUACUCAAGACUUGUCAAUUUUGCCGCCAAAAGACGUAGAUAUGUCAUUGAUGGAUGCCAUAUUGGAUUUAAAGAGAGAAAUAUGUGUUUUAGCGAAGAAUGAAAAUUUGAAGAAGCUUGAAGCUAAUAUAGUAUUAAAUUCCGAUAUUUAUGAUAAGUUAAAUGUUUUAAAUAUAACCGAUGGUGUAAACGAUAGCGUUUUGUGCGAGAUUUUAGAACUGUCAGCUGUCAAGUUGACAGUUCGGCGUUCGGCAAAUGGCGGCAAUAGUUCGCUCGUUGAGUUGUCACAGAGUAAAAAAGGUCAGUGUUUGAGGUGUAGAAAGUAUAAUGUUGUUGAUAAUAGCGAUAAGUGUGUUAGAUGUGAUCAUGUUUUGAGCAAAAUUUAA